GUGAUCACUUUAGUAGUGGGACUAUACGGCCGCGCACUAAUUAUCACCUUUUAAUUGUGAGGUGACAAUGUGCGGGAUAAUAUGUAGCAGUGUGGUGAUCGCAGUCGGCGCCAUCUUGGUCGUCGGCAGUUGUGUUCUCAGUUUCGUUUUCGUACCUGAAAUCAUCAAAAAUGUGAUCAAAGGCGAGGUCGUGUUAAUAAAUGACACAAUUCAGAUGGAGAGAUUUGAGACGGUCCCGUUCGCUCUCCGGUUCAGUGUGAGACUGUUCAAUCUAACAAACCCCGAUGCGGUGAUGACGGGCGGAGUUCCAGUACUGGAGGAAGUUGGUCCCUAUGUCUACCAGCUGUACCAGACCAGAGAGCUAAAGGACAUGGCAGAUGACAAGGUUUGGUAUCUUCGGCACGAACACUUCGAAUUCGACCCUAUAGCCUCCUUCCCCAACAAAGAAAGCGAUAUGGUGACCAUUGUCAAUGUGCCUUACAACGCCAUUAUUCAAGUCGCUGAGAACAUGGUCCCCAACUUAAUGUUCCUGUUUAACCAGAUGUUGGACGGUGUCUUCGGAGAUUACAAUUCUCCGAUAGCCACGUUUAAUGUGCGGGACCUGUUAUUCGAUGGGAUCCCUCUGUGUAAGGACGCUGGAGCAACCGCCAUGAUAGCGUGCAGCAUCAUCAAACAAAUUGGAGAAAGCUCCAUGAAUAUUGAGGAACUGGAAGACGGCUCGCUUACCUUCGCAAUCCUGGAAUACAAAGAUCGUUACCCCAGUCUGCUUUACGAAGUUAACAGAGGCUUGUCUGAGCCAACACUCCUGGGUGACAUUAUCCGGUACAACGAGUCCAGUUACUUCAACUACUGGACUCCAUACAGCGACACGGAACCAGGAGUCUGCAACAUGAUCAAUGGAACCGAUUCGGGAAUAUUCAGACCGUUUGUGGACAGAACAAAAAGUAUAUAUGCAAUCAACACGGACAUUUGUCGAUCAGUGGAGCUCCGUUACCAAUACGAUACGGAGUACGAGGGCAUCCCCACAGUGAGGUACUCCGCCAACGAGUGGCUCUUCGACAACGAUGAGGGCUGCUUCUGCUUGAACGUUACAAAGGGACACACCAGAGAAGAUGGCUGCUUGCUGAAAGGAGCUAUGGAACUGUUUACGUGUGUCGGUAAGUACCUACCUCUUUUCUUUUAGAAGACGUAACUUUCG
This is a messenger RNA of Trichoplusia ni (cabbage looper), 1198 nucleotides long. RefSeq names its product sensory neuron membrane protein 2 (gene Snmp2). NCBI's taxonomy places the organism in Eukaryota, Metazoa, Arthropoda, Insecta, Lepidoptera, Noctuidae. Bases 68 to 1183 code for a protein of 371 amino acids. The record is from RefSeq and is a predicted model, not a curated record. The transcript has 6 exons. Gene Ontology annotation, molecular function: scavenger receptor activity. Gene Ontology annotation, cellular component: cytoplasm; membrane.